AUGAACGAGCCUCUGAACGGCAACGAACAGAUGCAAAAACUCGUUUCCAUGCCUCCCACCUGGCUCAUAACAGGUUGCUCAUCGGGCUUUGGCCUUGCCCUUGCGCGGUACAUCCUCGUCCAGGGCCACAAUGUUAUCGCUACCUCCCGCAACCCUUCGAAGUCCCCGGAAGCUGUCAGCGAGAUCACCGGACAAGACAAUGGUCGUUGGCUGACUUUCGAUGUAACCUGGUCAAAAUCUGCGAUUGACACAUUCAUGCAACAAGCAUGGAAUGAAUUCGAUAGUGGCAUAGAUUUCUUGGUCAAUAAUGCUGGGUAUAGCGUCCUCGGUGCUGCGGAAGACAUUCCCGAAGCGGCCGCAAAACAACAAUUUGAAGUCAAUUUCUGGGGUGCUGUGAGGACCACACAGGCGAUUCUGCCACUUAUGCGGUCUGUAGGCAAAGGUACGAUUAUCAAUAUGUCGAGUGUCGCCGGCAUUGAUCCUCUGCCGACGUGUGCGAUAUAUUCAGCGAGUAAGUUCGCUUUGGAGGCGUGGUCGGAGAGUUUGUCCAAGGAAAUCCGAUGUUUGGGAAUCAAGGUCUUGAUCAUUGAGCCAGGGGGUUUCCGGACAAACUUCUUCAGUAAAGACGCGCUGCAGAUCGUGUCGCCGAGUGAACCAUACGAAGCUGAAGAUCAUCCGGUUGGCAGGACCCUGGGCAGUUUUGAGACCGUUGAGCCUGCGAGAUUGGGAAACCCAAUGACGGCUGCUCAGAGAAUAUUUGAGGUUGUUAUCGGUACUGGGUUGGGAAAAGUACUAAGUGAUAAUACUCUGCGACUCCCGCUAGGGUUUGAUUGCUAUCAGAGGGCUGUGAAGAGUCAUGACGUUCGGCGAAGGGAGUUGGAGUCUGCAAAACAAGUUGCGUUGAGCACGAGCUGA
This is a messenger RNA of Exophiala bonariae, 915 nucleotides long. RefSeq lists its product as uncharacterized. NCBI's taxonomy places the organism in Eukaryota, Fungi, Ascomycota, Eurotiomycetes, Chaetothyriales, Herpotrichiellaceae. Gene Ontology annotation, molecular function: oxidoreductase activity. Bases 1 to 915 code for a protein of 304 amino acids. The transcript has a single exon. The record is from RefSeq and is a predicted model, not a curated record.